UACGUGUAGUCCAGUUUACCUCGUGACUAUCCUAGAUACCCUAUCAAGUUUUGCUAGAAAUUAAUGUUUCUAAUUGUUCGACAAAAAAAUUAUGGAAGGAAUAACGAUUAAUCAAGAAAACACGUGGUUUCUUUUUGAACACAAUAACACUUCAGCAAAAAUCGUCACUACUCUUAUCUCAGCUAAUACUCACUCGACAGUAUAGAACUAAGAUGCUCGACAAACUGCAUAUUGUGACGAAUGCGACUGUACACGUUUUGCUAUGUCACCGUAUACGUUGUUUAAAAUAUGUUAUAUGUUUUCUAUCAUCUUCGCUGCUGUGGCCGACAGUAUGGACGCGCAGCCGGAUCUGGUUGAAAAGCCUAAGUUGAACUGCAAUGACCAUCGUCUCGAAACUAGUCAACAUUGCCGUAACGAACCAAAUUCGAUGACCGAAAAUUACUCAAAAACAGAAAUACCUUUAAAUAUUAUUAUGGAACUAAAUGAGUUUACCAGUAACGUAUCGGGUCUGUUCCAUAAGUUUAUGCCAAACGUUAACGUGGAGAAAUUGUUGGGAAACGACGCUGCAAACACAAUUCAAAAUGCCGCAUUGGUGCCUAAAGCUGCAGGGUGUUCCAUCGAAAACAAAACUGUUAGUCUGAAAGAUUCGGACGACCCGAGCCUUUACUAUUCACCACCCUGCACUCGUGUAAACCGUUGCGGAGGCUGCUGUUCUCAUGAACUAUUGGCAUGUCAACCGACCGAAGUGGAAAUGAUAGACUUUCAAGUAACGGUUAUGCAGUACAAUUCGGACGGUGCAUUUCAGGUUAAAGAGAAAAAAACUGUGACCGUGGAACAACACAACAAGUGCAAAUGUGACUGUAUUGUUAAAGAAAAAGAAAGUUUAGCAACUGACUGCAGUUCGUCACAAACUUAUCGCCCUAACGAAUGCAGAUGCGAGUGUACAAACCAUGAAGAUCAAACCAAAUGCGAUGAAGAGGCAGAUGUAAAAAUGUGGAACUCGGACGCUUGCACUUGUCAAUGUCGCGAAGAACAGGAAUGCUCAACGGGGUUUACAUUCGACUACAGCAGCUGCGGGUGCGAACCCGAUACUUAAUGUUAUCAUAACAAAUGGGAACCUCAAAGAGAUCAACGAUUACCAUUAGCCUACAAAUGUUUUUUUUUUUUAGUUCGCACACAUUAAUUUGAAAUAUGUAAAUAUUUUUGAACACCAUCAAAACGAUUUAAACGUGUUUGAAUUUGUGUAAUUAAAUAGUAGUACCUAGCUUAAAGACAAAAAUUCGAGUGAAUUUUACUAACGACACUAACCUACAUUAGGCAAAAUUCAAUUCUGCAUAAAUUUAAUUAUUUCACAUUUCACAUUAAUAUAUUCAUAAAUUUAAACAUAAGUACAUAUAAAUAAUAAAGAGUUACUUACCCAUUUACUAAGUGAAUGUUAAGUAACAUAAUACAUAUCAGUACACUGUA
Messenger RNA from Adelges cooleyi (spruce gall adelgid), 1467 nucleotides. Its product is annotated as vascular endothelial growth factor A-A-like. The transcript is spliced from 6 exons. NCBI's taxonomy places the organism in Eukaryota, Metazoa, Arthropoda, Insecta, Hemiptera, Adelgidae. The record is from RefSeq and is a predicted model, not a curated record. The coding region runs from base 263 to 1096 and encodes 277 amino acids. Gene Ontology annotation, biological process: positive regulation of cell population proliferation; positive regulation of protein autophosphorylation. Gene Ontology annotation, cellular component: membrane. Gene Ontology annotation, molecular function: growth factor activity; growth factor receptor binding.